Portunus trituberculatus (swimming crab) is the source of this 1744-nucleotide messenger RNA. RefSeq names its product serine/threonine-protein kinase pim-1-like. The transcript is spliced from 4 exons. The record is from RefSeq and is a predicted model, not a curated record. Gene Ontology annotation, cellular component: cytoplasm. Lineage: Eukaryota; Metazoa; Arthropoda; Malacostraca; Decapoda; Portunidae. Gene Ontology annotation, biological process: protein autophosphorylation. The coding region runs from base 127 to 1266 and encodes 379 amino acids. Gene Ontology annotation, molecular function: protein serine/threonine kinase activity; ATP binding.
ACGAACGUUAAUAGUACUACGGCGACCACGGAGUUGUGCGUUGCUCCUCCGUUCAGUCGCUCUUGUCAGUCGUUGAUCCCAGCAAGAUAUCCCUUGCGCGAUACUUGGAUUUACUUCGAGCAGGUGAUGUCCACGACAGUGGCAACAACUGUAGAAAACAUGUUCAAAGUGAUCAAUACAGUGAAUAACUACCUGAACUCAGGCCCAGUGAUGGGCAUUCCGCAAGAAAAGGUCAAACAAGUGGCCAUGCCAAUCCGUGACCAUUACAUUCAUCACCACCACCACCACCACCAUCACCAUCACCACUACUCCUCGCAGCUGCCCUUCGAUCGUCAGUACACCGUGGACGGUGUGUUGGGUGAAGGAGGCUUCGGCAGAGUCUAUUCUGGCGUCAGGGUGAAGGACAACCUUCCAGUCGCCAUCAAACAAGUGGCCAAGAAUAAAGUGGCUUCAUGGGGAAAGAUUAAGGGUGAGAAAGUUCCUCUCGAGAUCUGCCUGCUCAGUAAGGCGGCUCACAUCCCUGGCGUGAUCAAGCUCAUCGCCUAUUUCGAACUCGCUGAUUGCUUCAUCAUCGUAAUGGAGCGUCCUGAGGCAGUGAAGGACCUGUUUGAUUACAUCACCGAGCGGAAGGCCGUCCCGGAGCCCGAGGCGCGCUACCUCUUCCGCCAGGUGGUGGACAUCGUGCGUCAGUGUCACGCUGCAGGGGUCAUCCACAGAGACAUCAAGGACGAGAAUCUCCUUAUCACCACAGAUAGACAAGGGAGGAAGGUCCUGAAGCUCAUUGACUUUGGCUCUGGAGCUUUCCUCAAGGAUCACAUCUACACAGACUUUGAUGGAGGUACCAAGGUGUACGCUCCACCUGAGUGGCUCCAGCACAACCAGUACCUCGCUGGGCCCGCCACCGUAUGGUCCCUUGGCAUUCUCCUUUAUGACAUGGUCUGCGGCGACAUUCCCUUCGCACAGGACUUCCAGAUCCUGGCCGCCAGAGUAACGUUUAGAAUUCCCAUCUCUGAGGACUGCAUGGACCUCAUCCGCCUGUGCCUGAGCCACCAGCCUGAGGACAGGCCAUCCCUUGAGCAGAUCCUACAACACCCGUGGUUAAUGGGCCCCAAGGACUCCGGUGCUGGACUCAUCGGAUGCAUGGGCGGCUCACUAGGACCCCACAUGGACCUCCUAUCUGACUCUCACCUUGAUAGCGACGCCUCCUCCUUGGACAAGCACUCCACGGGCAGCGACGCCUCUCGGGAGUCAGAGUCAGAGUUUUGACGGCCGGGAGGAGGGUAGUGUGCUGAUGUCCUCGUCAGUCCCCCAACCUCUUCUUAGUUGUAUCUCCCGCCCAAAAGGCGCUGGUCGCCAUACCUCGCAGCUCCGCCCCGGGCCCCGUCUCCCAGGUGUCGGGGCGGCGCCCUCAGGCUUGUCCUGAACGGUGCUACCCCCCUCCCUCCAACCCCCUUCUCCCCGGUGCCUAGUGCACGCUAAUCUCACCAAAGCCUCAAAUACAUUGCCUGCCUCUGGUCUGGCCAAUGUCAUUCUAUUUUCUCUAAGAGAAGUUGUAAGUAAUGUAAUUUAAAGUUAUAUUUAUAUUAAGUUAUAUUGUACAUAUUGUAUGCAAUUAAGAUUUGCCUGACUUGUCAGGUAUUGAUGCCAUCAAUGCAACCCAAUUUUUUGUAUUAAAUGUUUAUACAAGAAUAUUUUUUGUAAAAAAGGAAAAAAUAGCGCAAAUAAAAUUCAUGAACUUUAAAAA